Molecule: messenger RNA, 2403 nt
Organism: Coccidioides immitis RS
Lineage: Eukaryota; Fungi; Ascomycota; Eurotiomycetes; Onygenales; Onygenaceae
Exons: 2
Coding region: 657-1805 (382 amino acids)
Source: RefSeq, a predicted model, not a curated record
ACACUUCUCUCGGCUGACUUGAUUUCCUCCACCCCCAAAUGGCAUGUGAGGUUGCAUCUUGCGAGUGCGGUUCCCGUGGCUUAGAGUGAGGAGUUGGCUGAGGUGGUUGGCAAGUUAGCCAAAAUCCAAGAAAAGCAGAGCUUAAUGAAGGGAGGAGGAUGGUGCUUAGCCAUUGCACCCGUAUUCCGAAGGUUUUGCACCCAAGGAACCGUUGCACUGCCCGCACGGCUUGUUUGCCGGAACUGGCCUGGCUAGCCGCUCGCCAAAUUGCUGCUUUGAGGAUCCCACCAACCAGCGCAGGCCAUUGAAGCCACUCGCUGACUCGGACGCCGUGCAAAUUCCGCUUUGCUUCCCCAUAGGGCUGACCGAACCGUUUCGGUUGCCUCCUUGUCUCCCGUCGUCUUUUUCUCCUGGAUUGAUGGAUAGUUAUCGCCAAACACCGCUCGGAGGCAACACAAAACUUUUCUUUCCGUGGGCCAGUCUUCUCGAAACUUCUCCCCGUGUUUCCCAGUCGCAAGAUACCAGUCGCAGCAACGGCAACAGGCCAAUCAUCGCGCGUUGUUUCGAGUGUCUGCAGUGUAGAUAUGUUUAUCGCCUGAAAACGUUCGUUGCUUUUGCUUGCGCCUUACGGAGAUAUCCCUCUACAAGCUGUUGCAAUGAUAAGCGACGACGGUCGUCCGGGAUCCAAAACUACAAACCUCAUCGUGGGUUGUGUAAUAGUCCUUGCUAUCCUCUGCGUCAUUAUCCUGAUAUACUUCGUCCUGCGAAGCCUUCGUGCUCGAAACUACGAGCCAAAAUUUAUCCCAACAAAAUUCUUGAAGCGCAAAUGGAAGGAAUGGGUGCCCCGUGCCGCUUAUGGCCACGUUCCAAGCAACUCUGGAGCGGGACGAGACGGCUCAUCGUCGCUCGAUUUGGUGCAGAAUACGGCCUAUGCAGGUGCAGGAGCCGCGGAAAUGGAGGCGACACAGGCGGCAAUCGACCGACACACAUCCAUCCGAUCUAUAAUAACCCUUCCUGCCUACUCACCCAUCCCUAAGCCGUCCGAACAAGUGAUCGGAAGGGAAGGAGAGCGGGCCGGUAUGGAUGUCGUGGUGGAGUUUCCGGAAACAAUGGACGAAGAGGAGACCCGGAGAGAGGAAGAGAUGGAGGCUCUGUAUCAAAUUCGACUACAUCGCAGGCAGGAAAUUGCGGAGCGAGAGGAAAGGCGGCGGAUACGCCGGGAGGCGCGUGAACGUGGAGACUGGGUGCUUUUAGAGCAACUCCGUGCGGAGAGCAGCGCUAGGGUGCAGGCCCGCGCAAACAACGAGACAGUGUCCGCAGCCUCGCUCUUAGCGGAGCAUCAGUCUCGGGGCCGUGAAAGACGCAUAUCAAGUGUAUCAUAUGCCGCUGUUGGGCAUGUCCGCCAUGAUGGCUCUCGUCUGCGCGCAAGUUCUCAGGGAUCGGAUUCCCGGCCCCUCCUAGAUACCCCCGCGGCCAUGGCCCAGGGCGGAAGUGGAAUGCCGCCGAUGCAUCGUCGUACUUUGUCCAGCACAUCUGUCCUGUCACAGUCUACAAUCUCCGAUGCUGAAAAUGCACCCACUCCAGAAACUGACAUUGCAGACUCUUCUAUCCCACAACCUCCACCCUACGAAGAUCUUGGCGAGGCUCCUCCGUACCCUGAAUCACCGCAAUUUGCUCACCAGCCGACCCAGCUCGCUCCAAAUAGCAAUGUACCUAGUAUUGCUGUCGAGAAUGCGACGCCACCCCCUAGCACUCCUCAUUCGCCCGUUUUUCCUUCCAGAAGCGCUGUAUCUGUUCCACCAUAGCCUUCCCAUAACUAAUCAUGCAUAUCCACCUCUCCUACUAGUCCUACUAGGAUUAAUGCUGCACCGAUAAACUUCCGAGUCGGUAUUUAUACACCUACGGCCUCAGCCCUAACCCACUGCCCUUUUUUAUCCGUUUCGUGUACUCCGAAUAAAUCCCAUCUAACGAACUCAUGACUCUUUGGCAAAAUCUUCUACAAAUCCUUGCUUAACAUUUGGUUUUUGAUUAAUAGUUGGGUGCCUUGGUUUUCUUUCCUCCUCGCCUCCGGGUCUACGGCAUACUCGGUUUGCUUUUGUAUUGACCACAUUGGCGUGCUGAUUUGCCAUAAGAAUAUCUUUUUUUGUUCACGGACAGAAGAACAUAAUUACAUCAAUUGUCCUGUAUAUUUGUCAUUGUUAAUAUCUUGAUAUCACCCGUUUCUUGAACCUUGAGCAGUUAUAAUUGCCCUUUGGGCUUUGGGUUGUCAGUCCAAUCGGUGUCGAGGAAAGACUCAGUUACAAAAUUUUUGUCAGGCUUGUUUUUUCUGUCUGGAAUUGUUAUCGAGUUCUCAUGGCAACACUGAGACAUGACGGCCUGAUCCUCAAAAUUAACUUUGAUUAA